AUGGCAACCGGGCAACAAACAAGCUCGACCCCAUCGUUCUUCAACUUCCUGAAAGAAGGUCUGCUCCUCCCUAGCCACAACUGGAGGCUCUUCGCAGCUGUCUUCACAAUUAUCGCCGCCUCCUCCUGUCUCCUCCUCCUCGGCAACGACCUCGCCGUCCAGCCCCUCAGAGACGAGCUUGACCAGGACACAAAGGCGCUCCACAGCAUCGAUCCCAGUAGCCCAGCAGGCAUUCUUCAACUCGUCCAAAAGACCAAAGAUGACGCCCGGGCUCUCUUGCUCACCAGCGCAGCCUAUUUUCUGUUUGGCGCCAUCACCAGAUCAGCCAUCCAGGUCGUCGUCCUCUUUGCCGCCGUCGCGACAUACUCCGGUGAGCUGCACACCUUUGGCUCGCUCCUCGGCAAAGUCAAGGCACAGCUGAAGGGCCCCGUACUCACGCUCGCCUUCGUUUACGCACUGGAGAUCGCCUAUGUCGCGCUUCUUGCCAUGUCCGCUCUGCUCAUGUUCCUCAAGGUCAAGAAAUACUUCGUGUUGUUAACUGUGGGGUCGCUGCUCUUCCUGGUUCCUGUCGUCUUCCUCGUGUACUUCUCCUUCCUCUGCUCCCUGAGCGUCGUCGUGGCAGUGGCCGAGCCCGGUUGCCACGGCGCUGGCGCUCUUGGGCGGGCGUGGCGGCUGUUGAAGGGGAAGCACAGACGGGCCAUGCUUUUCAUUUUUGUGACUGCCUUGCUCGCCGUUGCCUUAACUCCUAUCUACACUCUGGCCAACAGAUGCGCACUUAGUAACAUGGGAGAAGGGUUGCUCCUGGGGUUUCUUUACGUCAUCUUGAUGGCCGCCGUGCAGGUGUUUGCGUUCUGCGCCAUGACCGCGUUAUACUACGAGUGCAAGGGGAGCACCCAGGCAUCGGCGGUGGAGUACGUCAAGGUUUCUACCAAGGAGCAAGUUGAUGCUUGA
Molecule: messenger RNA, 951 nt
Organism: Miscanthus lutarioriparius
Lineage: Eukaryota; Viridiplantae; Streptophyta; Magnoliopsida; Poales; Poaceae
Source: the annotation of a GenBank genome assembly